UGGAAAUUAACUUUUUCUAUAAAAAAUAUUAAUUUUUUACUCAUUUAUUUAUUUAUUAUUUAUAAUUAAAACAAAAAUACUGUAUAAAAUUAUAGCAUAGAUUUUUUUGAAUACUUCUUAAUCAAGAUGAGCUGCUGCAAAAUUUGCUUAUUUGAAUGGGACGUUGAAAGGACCAUUCCUAGAGUACUACUAUGUGGACAUACAUUCUGCGAGGAGUGUAUAAAAAACUAGGUUUAAACAAAUUUAGUUUUUGUUUGCACUCAAUGUUAAGUUCAGUAUAAUUAUUAAAAUGUAAGAGAUGCACCUAUUAACAGGACUCUGCUUGAAUAUGCCGAAGAAAUAAAAUAAAAAUAAAUAUAUUUAUCAGAAAAAUAGUCAUAAUUAGUUGAUAUCACUAACAAUAAAAGCAAUUAAGGAUAAGGAAUGGGAGAUUUAAUAAAAUAGUAACUUUAAUAUGAAAGUAUGAAAAAAGAUCAUUCAAAUAAUUUGAUGGAAGAUAUUAAUGAAAACUCAAAUAAUUUCAAUUAAUAAAUGUAAUACGCUAAAGCAGAUGAUAUUUGCAUGUUUGAAGAUUGUAAUAACACAAGAGUUUACAAGUAUGGCAAAAAAUAGGUGUUCUGCGAGAAGUGCUUGAGUAAAUGCAGUGCUAACAUUUUUAAUUAAAAUCAAAGCAAUGAUAACAACUCUAAUUCUAUGAUGACAGCUUAUAACGUAUCUCCUUUUGUGUACUAUUAACAAACAACACCUUCAACAAAUUUGUUUUCUACACCUAAUAAAAAUAAUUAAAAUACUACUCUAUAACUACUGAAUUAACAAGGCUUUUCUUCUAAUUAAUAGUCUUAAGUAUAGUAAUAAAUCCUCAAUCCUCAGACUUAGUAAAGUAUUCACUUCUCCUCUCCGCCUCCCAACAAUUAAAGCUAUCAUAGAGUGUUAUUCUAAACUCCUUAAUACAGUUCUAGCAGUAUGAAUUAAUCAUAAUAAAUGAAUUAGUCUUAUAAAGUAAACUAAUUUAAUUCUGCAAGUGACUUUAAAAGCAACCCAUUAAAAACAUAAUUAUAAUUUUGA
This is a messenger RNA of Tetrahymena thermophila SB210, 1065 nucleotides long. RefSeq names its product zinc finger, C3HC4 type (RING finger) protein. The transcript has a single exon. The record is from RefSeq and is a predicted model, not a curated record. NCBI's taxonomy places the organism in Eukaryota, Ciliophora, Oligohymenophorea, Hymenostomatida, Tetrahymenidae.